CGCCGUUCACGAUGCGCUUCGCUGCCCUUUUUACCGUCACCGCCGUCACAGUUGUCGCGACCGCUCAGACCCUGACAGGCCAGUACGACUGCACACCCGCUGGCGAGUUCACGCUCUGCCAGAACCUCUGGGGCGAAUCUGCUGGUGUCGGCGGUCAGAACUCGACAUUGCUUAGUGCAAGCGGCAACACCGUCUCGUGGCGCACAAUCUGGCAAUGGCAAAACAACCCGAACAACGUCAAGAGCUAUGCCAACGUCGAGAGCAGCACGGCUAAGGGCGUGCAGCUGUCCAAGCUUUCGUCCGCGCCGACCGCCUGGCAGUGGAAGUACGAGACCGAGUCAUCUGGUAUCCGGGCUGAUGUCUCAUACGACAUCUGGACGGGCACCGCUUCCUCGGGACAGCCUGCAUCGUCCGCGUCGUCGUACGAGAUCAUGAUCUGGCUCUCCGGCCAGGGCGGCAUCCAACCCGUCGGCUCGCAGGUCACGACGGGCAUCAGCCUCGCUGGCCACACCUGGAACCUCUGGAAGGGCCCGAACGCGAACUGGCAGGUGCUCUCGUUCGUGAGCCAGGAUGGGGACAUCACGGACUUCAACGCGGACCUCAAGGAGUUCUUCGACUACAUCGUCCAGAACCAGGGCGUGUCGUCAUCGCAGUAUGUGCAAGCGAUUCAGACUGGCACAGAGCCGUUCACGGGCAGCGCGAGCUUGUUGACGGAGAGCUACAGUGUUGCGCUCAACCAGUAAACGGAAGGGCUCGCGUUCAAUACCUGUAUUAGCUACUGUAUAUCUAUGUAUAUCACGAAGCGCUCCCUAUCCGUUAUCGCGACUCGCAGCAGGGCAGCCAAUGUCGUCCCAAUAUUCAACUCAAUGCUCUUUACCCACUAAAGUAAUGGUAGUCUCAUAGUUGGGCCCGUGAACCGAGCGACUAUAUGGCUCAACGAAAGCGUUCACAUAAUUGACAUACAUUCU
This is a messenger RNA of Dichomitus squalens LYAD-421 SS1, 968 nucleotides long. Its product is annotated as endocellulase. The coding region runs from base 12 to 743 and encodes 243 amino acids. Gene Ontology annotation, molecular function: cellulase activity. The record is from RefSeq and is a predicted model, not a curated record. Lineage: Eukaryota; Fungi; Basidiomycota; Agaricomycetes; Polyporales; Polyporaceae. Gene Ontology annotation, biological process: polysaccharide catabolic process. The transcript is spliced from 4 exons.